GACAGUUGUCGGAAAAUGGCAACGCGAUUGCAGAAAAACUCGCCUCAAAGUUGAAUUUUCCACUCAAUUGUUGGAAAAAGCGGCUCCAGGGUGGCCAAAUCCGUGCGAAUCGCCCCGUUUCCAAGUCCCGCUCUCUCAGUGUGUGUUCUUUGUUGCAUUCCGUGCGCUUGGCUUGAUGUUGUGUUUAUAAUCAAGAGGGCGGCGGCACCGGCAGCUGUCACAUCAGCAGCCCCCUUGCAAGUCACCUCAUACAAUUACAACGAUGUUGCAAACCUCUCUGCUCGAAAUCUUCCAAAAUGUUUCACGCAAUGAACACUGCCGAAGCAAUUAACUGUCGCACAAACUAACUGGUCUUCGGAAUGACUCAACCUUCAACGGGGAACACGUGUCUGCCAGAAUCCGAAAUGCCAGAAGCUGAAUCCUCAGGUGUCUUAGAAAGCGUCAAGCAGAAGAAGUACUCGUCGGGCUCGCUGGGGGGCGACAUCACGCGCCCCAAGGUGGUGACGGUGAAGCACCCGGAGUCGAACAAGCCGAAGCCCACAGCGAAGAAGAACAAGCCGAUCCAGGCCGACCUGGACGUCUCCAAGGAGUUUCUCAGGUGCAGGGACGAGGGCCUGAAGCGGCUUGACUUGAGUAAGUCCAACAUCACGCAUCUGCCCCCGACUGUCAGGGAUCUGAUCCACCUCUCCGAGCUGUACCUGUACGGCAACAAGCUGGUCUACCUGCCGCUCGAGAUCGGCUGCCUGACCAACCUGCAGACGCUCGCCUUGAGCGAGAACUCGCUGACGAGCCUCCCAGACUCGCUCAUGAGCCUCAAGUCGCUGAAAGUGCUCGACUUGAGGCACAACAAACUCAACGAUAUCCCCGAUGUUGUGUACAAAUUAACGUCACUGACGACGCUCUUCUUGCGGUUUAACCGAAUUCGUUACGUCGACGACGAAAUCAGGUUUCUCACCUCGUUAACGAUGCUCAGUUUACGGGAAAAUAAAAUUAAAGAAUUGCCGGCAGGGAUCGGAAAACUAGUUAAUUUGGUCACAUUUGACGUUUCGCACAAUCACCUCGAACACCUGCCCGAGGAAAUCGGGCAGUGUAUUAAUUUGUCCACCCUUGAUUUGCAACAUAACGAGCUUUUGGACAUCCCUGACACGAUAGGGGAAUUACAGCAAUUGACGCGGUUAGGGUUACGUUACAAUCGUUUGUCGUUUAUUCCCUCCAGUUUGAGUAACUGUAGACACAUGGAUGAGUUUAAUGUUGAGGGUAACGCGAUUUCGCAGUUGCCGGAAGGUUUGUUGUCCAGUUUAAGCGAAUUGACGAGUAUUACGCUCUCGCGGAAUAACUUCGCAGCGUACCCCUCAGGGGGGCCCUCGCAGUUCACGAAUGUCGAUUCGAUUAAUCUGGAACACAACCAGAUUGAUAAAAUUCCGUAUGGGAUUUUUUCGCGGGCGAAACACUUGACUAAGUUGAAUAUGAAGGAGAAUCAGUUGACGUCGCUGCCGCUAGAUGUCGGGACGUGGACGAAUAUGGUCGAGUUGAAUUUGGGGACGAAUCAGUUGGGGAAAUUACCGGACGAUAUUCAGGCUCUCCAAGCGUUGGAGGUUUUAGUAUUGUCGAAUAAUUUGCUGAGGCGGAUUCCGCCCAGUGUGGGGAAUUUGAGGAAGUUGCGGGUGUUGGACUUGGAGGAGAACCGGCUGGAGCAGUUGCCGAACGAGAUCGGGUAUUUGAGGGACUUGCAGAGGUUGAUAGUGCAGAGUAAUCAGCUGACGUCGCUGCCGAGGGCCAUUGGCCAUCUGGCGAAUUUAGUAUUUUUGAGCGUGGGGGAGAAUAAUUUGGCGUAUUUGCCGGAGGAGAUCGGGACGUUGGAGAAUUUAGAAUCGUUGUAUGUUAAUGAUAACCCGUCGUUGCAUAAUUUACCGUUUGAAUUGGCGCUAUGUUCAAAUUUACAAAUCAUGAGUAUAGAGAAUUGUCCGCUGUCACAAAUUCCUGCCGAAAUUGUGGCAGGGGGGCCGUCGCUUGUUAUCCAAUAUUUAAAAAUGCAAGGGCCUUAUCGUGCCAUGUGAUUGUCUUAAAAUAUGUCAUAACCAGUGUGUCUGUUAGUUGUUAUUAAUCAAUGUUGAUAAAGAAAAGACAUUAUCUUUAUAUUUAGAAUAAUUGUUCCGAGUUCUUUGUGUUGUAGUCGUCCUUUCGCCCAUCGGUUCAUUUACUGGAUUAUUUAAAAUAGAUCAUUAAUGACCGGUUUCCACAACAUUUUUAUCGGUUCCGUAACUUUACCCUAGCAGUGGCUUUAAAAUAAUAAAAUGAUAAUUUAUAAAUUAUCCAUUAGAUAACUAUUAGCACAUUUCAAAACUAUAAAAAUGACAACGUCGCAUUUUCUCUUCAAGUUAGUUGUUACAAAUUAUUAUGUUCUAUUUGAAAAAACUGAGUCAUAGCAUUUUGAAAAAAAAAUCAUACUAGCCAUGAAUUUUGACAGUUGAAAUUUACCUUCGGUUAUCGAAUGUAAAAAAAAUAAUUCACUUAUUGCAAAGGGGUCAAGGGCUGUGAUAUCUUUGAUAAAUCCUUGCAAAUGAAAAUUUUAACAAAAAAAUUGACCUAUGUCAAUAACUGUGACAGAUAAGUUUCAACAAUUUGGAUAAAUUUUACUCAGCUUGAGUUUGUGUAAAACGUAAUUUUCCAUAAAUUUUAAACUGAAACUUGAUUCAAAAUGUCAUAAUAGCAAGAACUUGUUUUUGCCGUCAUUACUUAUAUUUAUUGAUAUUGUAAACGUAAAUAAUUCUAUUCAUAAAAUAAAUUAAAUUAACAAAAUCACAUAAUCACAGUAUUCUUUUUUAUAACAAUUCGUAAUCUUCUUUGAUAUUCUAGUUCGUCGCAUCUAAUAAUCUAUUCAAAAUUUCUGAAAAAAGGUAUAAUUUUGUGUCUUAAUGACCGAUAUUUAUCGUUUUGGAAACCGGACGUUAGCAAUAAAACACAAUACUCCAGUUUUAUUUGCAGCGAAUGAUGUGUUUUAUCUAAUCGUUCAUUACGUGUGAAAAUGUCCGAUUAUUUAUAAUUUGUGUUAUUUAUAUUAGCUACAGCAACACUGGGUUAAGUCUCAACUAUAUUUUGGAUAAAAAUAUGCAUUUAAUUGUGAUUUUAUUUGAUAAUAAAGGUUUCUGGAAGUUCAAA
This is a messenger RNA of Tribolium castaneum (red flour beetle), 3159 nucleotides long. RefSeq names its product Sur-8 (gene Sur-8). The transcript has 2 exons. Lineage: Eukaryota; Metazoa; Arthropoda; Insecta; Coleoptera; Tenebrionidae. The coding region runs from base 360 to 2057 and encodes 565 amino acids. Gene Ontology annotation, molecular function: protein binding. The record is from RefSeq and is a predicted model, not a curated record.